This is a messenger RNA of Dioscorea cayenensis subsp. rotundata (Guinea yam), 1206 nucleotides long. Its product is annotated as very-long-chain enoyl-CoA reductase. NCBI's taxonomy places the organism in Eukaryota, Viridiplantae, Streptophyta, Magnoliopsida, Dioscoreales, Dioscoreaceae. The record is from RefSeq and is a predicted model, not a curated record. Bases 99 to 1031 code for a protein of 310 amino acids. Gene Ontology annotation, molecular function: oxidoreductase activity, acting on the CH-CH group of donors. Gene Ontology annotation, biological process: very long-chain fatty acid biosynthetic process. The transcript has 4 exons.
AAUAAAUACACACCUCUUCUUCUCUCUUGCUUCUCCUCUUCUUCGAUCUUCUCUCUUUGAUCUAGGGUUUGGAGAAGCCUUCGUCUUUCUAGGCCAAGAUGAAAGUCUCUGUGGUUUCACGUAGUGGGAGAGAAAUCAUCAGGGGUGGGAUUGAGAUCAAUGACCAGGCUACCGUGAGUGACCUCCAGAAUGCGAUUCACAAGCGAAACAAGAAGUAUUAUCCUUCUAGACAGCGUCUUACCCUCCCUGUGCAACCUGGAACUCAGGGAAGGCCGGUUGUCCUUGAUCCAAAGAAAAGUCUUAAAGAUUAUUUUGAUGGGAACACGAAUAAUGUGACUGUGAUGUUCAAGGAUUUGGGCCCACAAGUUUUGUACAGUACGCUUUUCUUUUGGGAGUAUUUGGGUCCUUUAGUUAUCUACCCCAUCUUUUAUUACUUUCCGGUGUACAAAUAUUUUGGUUAUGAGGGUGAGCGUGUCAUUCACCCAGUCCAGACUUACGCCUUGUACUACUGGUGCUUCCAUUACUUCAAAAGAAUCAUGGAGACAUUCUUUGUUCACAGAUUCAGCCAUGCAACCUCACCUUUGUCGAAUGUCUUCAGAAACUGUGCCUAUUACUGGACAUUUGGCACCUAUAUUGCAUACUAUGUGAACCAUCCACUUUACACUCCUGUCAGUGAUUUGCAAAUGAAGAUAGGUUUUGGCUUUGGUAUAAUUUGCCAGGUUUCAAACUUCUAUUGCCAUCUGAUAUUGAGGAGCCUAAGAAGCCCAAGUGGCAAUGGUGGAUACCAAAUUCCGAGUGGGUUUUUGUUCAACAUUGUGACAUGUGCAAACUACACGACGGAGAUCUAUCAGUGGGUUGGUUUCAACAUUGCUACACAGACGGUGGCUGGCUAUGUUUUCCUUGUGGCGGCUACUUUCAUUAUGACCAACUGGGCCAUAGCAAAGCACCGACGUUUGAAGAAGUUAUUUGACGGAAAAGAUGGACGCCCCAGGUACCCGAGACGGUGGGUGAUACUCCCCCCAUUCUUCUGAAAACAAACACCACCGUAUUGAAAACAUAUAAGACUUCUUAUCUAUGUUAUGUUUAGAAUCAUUCCGGCCAUGUUGUUUGGAAGUAACUUAUUUGAACAAUCGAAUUGUCAUGUGAACAUGUCCUUCGGAAUACUUAAUGCAGAUUCGAUUCCGCAAAUUAUAGUUCAAGUUUUCA